CAAGGAACCCUACAGUAUAAAGGAAGGCCAAACAGUCUAGGGCUUCAUUGAUAUACGGUGCGGCGGCGACAUCGAAGUCAUCUUCGUCUCUAUCGCUUCCGGAACUCUGCUGCCUCAAUCUCGCAUUUGGAGAUCAUUUUCUCACACGCACCAUGGGGAAGACACGUGGUAUGGGAGCGGGGCGCAAGUUGAAGUCCCACCGUAGAAGGCAAAGGUGGGCUGACAAAUCCUACAAGAAAUCCCAUCUUGGGAAUGAAUGGAAGAAGCCAUUUGCCGGAUCUUCCCAUGCAAAAGGCAUUGUUCUAGAAAAGAUUGGUAUUGAGGCUAAGCAGCCUAACUCUGCUAUUAGGAAGUGUGCAAGAGUUCAGCUUAUUAAAAACGGGAAGAAGAUUGCUGCCUUCGUCCCCAACGAUGGGUGUUUGAACUAUAUUGAAGAGAACGACGAGGUUCUCAUUGCUGGAUUCGGUAGAAAAGGACAUGCUGUGGGUGAUAUUCCUGGAGUCAGAUUUAAGGUGGUCAAAGUGUCGGGUGUAUCUUUGCUGGCUCUCUUCAAGGAAAAGAAGGAGAAGCCGAGGUCUUGAGCUUUUCUUGGUUUUCCAAGAUUGAUUUUGUCUCUAUUUUGUUCAAAUCUAGCGAGAGGCAAGUAAUGAACAAUUGUCGCUCUUCCUCUUUAUCAUAACUACUAGUGAAGUUAAGAUUACAUCGGUCGCCUGAUGGGAACUUUUGUGCUUCAAUGCUAAUAUAGUUGAGACUCAAUACAUGCAUUACUAUUUUUUUUGCAGUCA
Messenger RNA from Cucurbita maxima (winter squash), 785 nucleotides. Its product is annotated as 40S ribosomal protein S23. Bases 153 to 581 code for a protein of 142 amino acids. Gene Ontology annotation, molecular function: structural constituent of ribosome. NCBI's taxonomy places the organism in Eukaryota, Viridiplantae, Streptophyta, Magnoliopsida, Cucurbitales, Cucurbitaceae. The transcript has 4 exons. The record is from RefSeq and is a predicted model, not a curated record. Gene Ontology annotation, cellular component: ribosome; cytosolic small ribosomal subunit. Gene Ontology annotation, biological process: translation.